ACAUAACUCCCGCCUCGUCGAACGUCACUUCCGUACACACAAGAUGGCGGCGUCCUCGUGGACGGCGCGCGGCCGGACGAUUUGCAGAUGUAGUCCUGUGAGCUGCAGCCAGCGACGCUUCUUCAACUCUGGUCGCGGCUUCCUGUUGCGUUACCGGCCCCUCCCCGUCCUGGUGGCGACUGGCAGUGCUUACUACGGUUACCAGCAAUACAAAAGGCCGGACCGAGCGGCUGGAGCCCCGCCUGCGCUGGCCACGCCCACUCAGGUGGCCCUCUAUCGCUCCUUCCCCACCCGCCUUCUGUCUCGAGCGUGGGGUCGCGUCAACGGGGUGGAGCUCCCGACGUGGCUCCGCAAACCCGUCUACUCGCUCUACAUCUGGACCUUUGGAGUCAACAUGCAGGAAGCGGCGGUCGAGGACCUGCGCCACUACCGCAAUCUGGGAGAGUUCUUCCGGCGCCGUCUGAAGGCGUCGGCGCGGCCGCUUUGCUCCGCCUCCUGCCUGGUGUCUCCGGCGGACGGCAGGAUCGUUCACUUGGGUCGCGUGUCCAGUUCGGAGGUGGAGCAAGUGAAGGGCGUCACGUACAGUCUGGAAGACUUCUUGGGGCCGCAAGAUGGCCGAGACAAAGUGACUGCGGCUCUCUCAGCCAGCCUGAGCACGCGCGCAGAGGCGGCGUCCUUCCGGGACGGCCUCCUGACCAGUCCCGACAACGACCUGUUCCACGUUGUGGUGUACCUGGCCCCCGGCGACUAUCAUUGCUUCCACUCGCCAGCUGACUGGACGGUGGCGCUCAGGCGACACUUCACAGGUUCGCUGCUGUCGGUGAGUCCGGGCGUGGCGGGCCGCGUGAAGGCGCUGUUCUGCCUCAACGAGCGCGUGGCUCUGAGCGGCCGAUGGCGCCACGGCUUCUUCUCCUUCACGGCCGUGGGCGCCACCAACGUGGGCUCCAUCCGCAUCUACUUUGACCGAGAGCUGCGGACAAACGCGCCCGGCGACAUCAAAGGCCAUUUCCACGACCUGCGUUACGGGGAGGAGCCGGCCAAAGGGGGCGUGGCCCUGCAGCGGGGGGAGGCGGUGGGCGAGUUCAACUUGGGCUCCACCGUGGUGGUCCUCUUCGAAGCCCCGAAAGCUUUUACCUUCAGCGUCAAGCCGGGACAAAGCGUCAGGGUGGGCGAGGGCCUGGGCAGCCUUUGAUCGGCCAACCGGCUGGCUUCAACGUCACAACUUUGGCCGGUAAAUAUCAAGGCGUGAGGUCCCCUAGUGCCUUGCGGUUGCUCUGUUGUCGGAAUUGAUGGCGUCCGUCCGAGUCCUUGUUUGGAUUAUUUUUGGAAGUUAAGAAAGCCUUGUGAUUUAAGGCCUGCCCUUAAAAGACUUUUUUUUCCAAUUAUCAGCUGCGGUGUGGUUGACGUGUACGGGCCACCCUGGGCAUCUUGCUUGCAUUUCUUGCCACAGACAAAGCGCAAGUGCAUGAGUGCCGGAAUGCACGCCCUGCUUGUUUGCAAUUAAAAAAA
Molecule: messenger RNA, 1509 nt
Organism: Syngnathus acus (greater pipefish)
Lineage: Eukaryota; Metazoa; Chordata; Actinopteri; Syngnathiformes; Syngnathidae
Gene: pisd
Product: phosphatidylserine decarboxylase
Exons: 9
Coding region: 44-1192 (382 amino acids)
Biological process (GO): phosphatidylethanolamine biosynthetic process
Cellular component (GO): mitochondrion
Molecular function (GO): phosphatidylserine decarboxylase activity
Source: RefSeq, a predicted model, not a curated record